CUAAAAAUUAUAGGUCUCCGUUGAAUGAAAGAGCCGUUGUACUUAUGCAUGUGAGUCCAAGUCAAGGGGCAACUUAAAAAAAAUGUUUAUUGGGUAACCGGAGCAUUCAAAUAAUUAUCUCGAAUUCUAUUGGCGUGUUUUUGUCUUCAAGGUCAAGGAACAACCAAUCGAAGCGCAAUUUGAGUGUAAGAAAUUUGUAAUAUACCCACACACAUACAAACAAAGAAUUCCACGAACGAACGAACCGCGUCGCGUGAGGUUCGCAGAUUUAGAUUCGUCGCAGUUUUUGUUUUGGAAGCAAAGCGACCACUUGAGAUUAUUUGUUGAAUAUAGCCUGAAGUCGAAACACAGCUAUAUUUCUCAUUUAAUAUCGAAAACCGACGACGCAUCAAGCUCAAUUAAAUAAAUCGAAGAAAGAUUUUUACGAACUAAAAAUGAGUGACGGGUUCAGGAAAGUUUACACUGAUGGAGCCUGCUCAUCCAACGGCAUGAGUGGAGCACAAGCUGGUUAUGGCGUAUACUGGGGGCCUGACCAUCCUCUCAACGUGAGUGCCCCAGUCAGCGGUCGGGCCACAAACAACAGCGGCGAGAUUCAAGCCGCCACUCGAGCCAUGCAGCAAGCCCGCGAUAACGGCAUCGACAAGUUGGAGAUUGUCACCGACUCGAAAUUUCUCAUCGACUCCGCUACCAAAUGGAUGCCAGCUUGGAAACAGAACGACUGGAGAAGGGCAUCUGGAGAGCCAGUGAAGAAUGAAAGUGACUUCAGGGAACUUGAUCGCGCCCAGCGCAACCUCGAAGUCAAGUGGAAGCAUGUGCCGUCUCAUCAGGGAGUUCAUGGUAAUGAGAUGGCAGACAGGCUGGCUAAGGCUGGAGCCAGAAAGUAUUAUUAAAGCUAAAAAAACCUAUGGUUUCAGUUAUUUUUUUUAUUUUUCUUUUUACUUGAUUUUGUAAGCCAAGCAUGGAUGGAGUCAUCAUGCCUUGCCUUUCAUUUGUUUGUUUUUCUUUUAUUACCUAGUUCUAGGAUGUUUAUUUUGAUUUACUUUUGUGUAAACCUCAUAUCAUAUGAGGGAUUCAUGAGUCGAUACCGUAUGGUAAUUUAGAAACACACAGUGUAGGUCUAAACAAUGGGGUUGGCAAUUCAAAAUAGCUAGCAUAGCUUUAUGUAUAUUAUUUGUAUGUGUAAACUAUUCAUUUUACUUCUAAGGUAAGAAAGCUGCUCCUCAUUUAUCACCUAUUAUUAAUUCUAACACUUAUAUAUUUGCCAGUCUUAGUAUUAAUUGUAACAACUAAUGUUCAAAUCAUUAAUAUUGUGCUAUGAAUGAAACUUCAACAACAAUUACUUAUAAGGUGCCAUGCCAUCUGGACUUAUUUUUCACCGGCCAACCCCAUAAUUCAAACCUGUUUUAUUAUUAUUUCUUUAUGAAAACAAUUGUUAUGGAUCUGAUGUCUAACAAGCUAUAGUUAGACAUAAAUACAUUAAUAGGUACAAGUUCACUGUUUGUAAUGCAAAAGUGUUUGUCUAAGCAACUCAUAUUGUAACUCUUACGUACAAUCACUGUUAGCUUAAGAAACUAAUACAUUUUUCAUCUUUAUUAUUA
Molecule: messenger RNA, 1598 nt
Organism: Spodoptera litura
Lineage: Eukaryota; Metazoa; Arthropoda; Insecta; Lepidoptera; Noctuidae
Product: ribonuclease H1-like
Biological process (GO): DNA replication, removal of RNA primer
Molecular function (GO): nucleic acid binding; RNA-DNA hybrid ribonuclease activity
Source: RefSeq, a predicted model, not a curated record